This is a messenger RNA of Mytilus trossulus (common blue mussel), 4567 nucleotides long. Its product is annotated as zinc finger protein 883-like. Gene Ontology annotation, biological process: regulation of transcription by RNA polymerase II. The coding region runs from base 223 to 2187 and encodes 654 amino acids. Gene Ontology annotation, molecular function: DNA-binding transcription factor activity; RNA polymerase II cis-regulatory region sequence-specific DNA binding. The record is from RefSeq and is a predicted model, not a curated record. Lineage: Eukaryota; Metazoa; Mollusca; Bivalvia; Mytilida; Mytilidae. The transcript has 2 exons.
CAACAUCCUGUCUUUCUUGUCUGUGCUUGUGUAGUUGGAAAUUUAUAUUUUUAUCAGAUUUCCAUCGAAAAAAAUGGACUGUAGGUUAUCAGGUACAAUACAAAAACUGAGUAAGGCAAGAACAACAGUCAUGAAGAAAAGUUUCAAAACUUGUAAUUGAAACUGACAAGAUUGAUUUCAAGCAAGACAAGUGACGCCACAUUACACAACAGAAGUAUCAAAAUGAAUAACGAUGAAGACGAUGAAGUUAAACCCAAUGUAUGUGAAGUGACGAAUAACGAAGAAAACGAUGAAGUUAAAUCCAGUGUAUGUGAAGUGAUGAUUAACGAUGAAAUCGAUGAAGUUAAACCAAGUGUAUGUGAGUUAUGUGAUAAGUGUUUUUAUGACAGCGAUGAACUUGACAAACAUUACAAUGAACACACACUAGAUACUACAGAGUAUAAUGUAGAAAAUCAUAAAACUAAACCAGAAUCAUUGUUUAAAUGUGGAAUUUGUGGGCAGAAUUUUAAUAGCGGUGAAGAGUUAUCAGAUCAUUCAGUAACACAUAUUCCAGAUGAAAUCUAUACAUGUGAUAUAUGUAACAAGCCGUUCCUGACCAAGGAGGAUAUCAGUGAUCAUUACAACACAGCUCAUGAUAACGAUAAACCUUAUAAAUGUGAAAUAUGUGGCAAAGGUUUUAUACUCACUAAAACUUUAGAAAAACACAGGCAGAUACAUAUCACUGGUAAACCUUAUAAAUGUUCAGAAUGUGGCAAAGGAUUUACAGAAAAUGGAGCAUUGCAGAGUCAUUUAAAAAUUCAUUCGGGAGAAAAACCAUAUAAAUGUCAGGUUUGUGGGAAGGCUUUCCGUGAAAGUGGCACUCUAGUCAUACACACACGCAUACAUACUGGGGACAAACCAUAUAAGUGUGAGCUGUGUGAGAGAGGAUUUGUCACCAGUAGCAGUCUUAAAGCUCAUAAAGAAACACACACUGGAAUCAGGUCACACAAAUGUGAAUAUUGUGGAUUGAAGUUCCGACAGAGGGCUGGUUUAAAGAUUCAUUUACCAAAGCACACUGGGGAAUAUCUUUAUCGUUGUGAAGUAUGUGAUAAAGGUUUUGCUCUGAAAGGUAGCUAUAACAUUCAUAUGAACAUGCAUAAGGGAGCUCUGAUUUACAAAUGUGACCAGUGCGACAAAGCAUAUGCUGCUAAACAUAUGCUCAAACUUCACCAACAUAUGCACACUGGGGAAUUCCCAUAUAGAUGUAAUCUGUGUGGAAAAGGUUUCCUCGGAAAAGGAAAUCUAACAUGCCAUCUACGUAUACACAGUGGCGAGAAACCUUUCAAGUGUGAAUUCUGUCCAAAAGCCUUUGCCAUCAGUGGUAACCUACAGCAGCACGUCAAGAUACAUACCCGUGAAAUGAUGUUUAAAUGUGACAUCUGUUCUCAUGAGUUUGUCACAAGUGUAUCAUUACGUAAACAUGUACGUGUUCACACGGGUGAAAAACCUUUCAGAUGCGAGAUAUGUGGAAAAAUGUUUGCACAAAAUGCCAAUCUCAAAAGACACAAAAUUAUACACACAGGAGAAAAGGAGUAUAAAUGUGACAUCUGCCAAAUGGAAUUCAACAUGCCAACAAAUUUAUACAGACACAAACGUGUCCAUUCAGAAGAGCGCAAAUAUGAAUGUACCCACUGCAAUAAAGCAUUCAAAAGUAAUGGUAACCUUCAGCGCCAUAUGAGAAUUCAUACAGGGGUAAAACCUUUUCAGUGUAAUACCUGUGGAAGAGAGUUUGGCCAUAGUGAAAGUCUACAGCGCCAUACAAGAACCCAUACAGGUGACAAACCUUAUAAAUGUGACACUUGUGGGAAAUGUUUUGCUGAUAAUGGUUGUUUGGCCAGACAUAAAUCCGUCCAUGAUCCAGCAGGCAAGAAAUAUAAAUGUGAUAUUUGUCAUAGAUACUUUGUUCUUAACUCUAGUAUGAAGAGACACAAGAAAGAGGUCCAUGGUGUAGCUGAUGAUUCUAGUCUAGAUGAUCAAACAUCCAAUGGUAUCAGUUAUAACAGUGAUGCUACUACAGAAGAGGAAAAUGAAGAAGAUAUUCUCAAAUACACUUCUAAAAAGAUAUUAAAUUUUAAUGAAAAUUCUAUUAAAGUGGAACCUGAUAAUCAUGACAAUUAUGAUAAUCAUAAUGAUGAGCAAUGUGAUUGAUGUUAUAAAUGUACAAUAUAGAUAAAUAUUAUAUUUAUAACUAUUAUAAAUUGUUUUCAGCAUAUAUCCUCUAUAUAUGUGUAUAUCAAAUAAUUUAUUUAUUCAUUUUCAAUGAAUGAUUCAAAGAUGAAGGUGUUACAGUUGAUUUCAUUGAGUUUGUAGCUAAAGAUAAUAUCUUUCGUUAGCUUGCUUGCUAGCUGAACCAUGAAGUCAUUAUUGAAGGAGUUAGAGAUUAAAUCUUGUACAUUGUACUUAAAAGUAAAAUUGAGGAUUUGUGAUAAUUUAAGUAAGAAUAUUUAUUAUCUGUUUUAAUACACAACUGAAGGCUAAAUAGAUUAAGGGAAAUAAAAUAUUAAAACUUUUCUGUAACUGCAUGUAUAUAAAAAUACCAAUUGUACAUUAUUUGUGAUAGUUGUUAAAUUAUUCUUUAAUAUACAUAUUUGUUGUGCAUUUAUAUUUAUUGUUAGAAUACAUGUAUAGGAAUAUUGAAUUUAGUGAUUGUAGUCAUUGUUACAGAUUGGAUUACACAUAUUGAAUCUUAUAUAUUAGAUACGCAUUUUAUUUAUGUUAUUAGAACUACAUGCAAUGAAAAUAUUUUAUUUACAUUUAUUAAAUGCUGAAAAUUUGAUGGGUCAUACCUGUGUAGUGAAACAUUUAAGGUGAAGCCAAUUUGUGUGUAUGUAUAUUGGUGUUUCUAACUUUUUAUUAAUGCAUGCAAAGUUUGAAAGUUGUGUGUUUGAUUUUGUAAUGGAAAAUAUGUUCUUUUGCUAUGUAAAACUGUCUGAUGAAUCACUGCAGUCUGCUCCUUUUAAUUAUUAGUGAUUCAAUAUGUUGAGAAUUAUGUCUACUGGUUAUUUUAUCUUAUUAGGUUUUGUUUUUUUAUUAGAGCCUUUUUUAUCAUGUUUAUCCAUUAUAAUUUAAUAAUGCUUUCAAAAAUGCAUGUUCCUGUAUUGAAAAUACAUUUUCGAACUUGUUCAUGUUUUUUUUUUAUUGUAAUUGAUAAUUUUACAUUAAUCUGUUAUCAUUGAUGUUGCACAAUACAUAAAUACAUGAUGCAUGACACAUUCAAAUAUAUAACCAACAAGUUUUGAUGAGAAGUUUUUAUACUAAUUAUAUGUAGGAAAAUUGAUAUAAUGGAUGCACCUUCAUUUCUAUCAUAUCUGUUAGCAUGUGAAAUGUCUGGCUUUUUUCAUUAGAAGAAAUCAAAAGACAGAGAUUUGUCAAUUUUUACAAUAUGUGUUCAGUUGAUACAAGUGCAGAUAGAAAUAUUUAAAACUUUUUUUAAUUUUUGAAAAUUUAAACAUUAAAUUUGUGAGAAAUUUACGAAUUUAUAUUCUUUGUUUUCUUUGACAUGUUUGAUUUUCACAUUUCCUACCAAUAUUUUCAUUGAAUUGAAAGAAAUAGAUGUCUUUUGUUUCAUUAUAUGUUGUCUACUCAAAAGUAAAGGUGAUGGUUUGCUUAUUUUGUUCUUCAGUUUAUGAUAUAAGUGAUCUUCCUGUUUGUUGCUUGUAGUGAUUAAUACAUUUUCCCACUAAAUUACUUCAUCAGCCUAUGGCAUAUACAUGUAUAUGGAGAAACUUUCCAAACAUGUAAUUGUUUAAAUAACUAAUGUCAUCAUUCUACUAUGAGGCAAAUUUAAAAAGAUUUUUUAUUUUUUCAUUUGCAGCUAGUUAGCAAUAACUUGGUUAUGGUGGUACCUUACACUACAGGGAGAUAACUCUGUAAAAUCAGCUAAAUGUUUUAAUAACAUUGACUUUUUAAGGAAAUAUUAAGCUUCUCAAUGAUUAAAAUUAGCGUUUGUCAAACUGCUAUCUAUCCAACCACCUUUGUUCCGAGAAAGUGAUUGGUUCAAGUUUUCUGAAAUUUUUAUAUUUUUUUCAACAUGUUCAAAGGGUCAAAGUAAAUAUUUUGUCAAAACUUUAUGAAAAUUAAACGAACCAAAUAAAUUUUAAUCAAGGUGUUGGGUAUAUAUAUAUACCACCUUAAAGAAAUGUAAAAACAAAUGUUUUUGGUUGUUUGGCUUUCUUCAUUUUAAACUACAAGUUCUGUUUUUGGUUUUUACAAAGUUAACAUGAAAUUUAAAGGGGGAGAUUUUCUUCAAAGAUUUGUAAUAGUUAUAUAAAACUAAGAAUAACAAGACUUCCUGAAAUAUUGAUGAUUGAUUAUACAGUUAUCCUUUAACAUAUAUUUUAUGUCCAAAUAAAAGUUAAAAGCAAUACGUUAUAAUGUAUAUUAUAAAUUUAAUAUGGUGGUUCACUAUUUAUUUAUUGAUUUGUAGGUCAUGUAAGUUCACAAAGAUAUUUAUUUAUAUUAAUUAUGAAAGGACGUUGUUAAUGUGUGUAAAGCUUUACCUGUAUGUGAUUGUUAUAAAGAAUUUAUA